This is a messenger RNA of Numida meleagris (helmeted guineafowl), 4033 nucleotides long. It is a transcript of the gene NF2, whose product is annotated as neurofibromin 2. The record is from RefSeq and is a predicted model, not a curated record. Gene Ontology annotation, molecular function: cell adhesion molecule binding; actin binding. The coding region runs from base 102 to 1964 and encodes 620 amino acids. The transcript is spliced from 16 exons. Gene Ontology annotation, biological process: positive regulation of early endosome to late endosome transport; positive regulation of protein localization to early endosome; regulation of organelle assembly. Gene Ontology annotation, cellular component: apical part of cell; filopodium; plasma membrane. Lineage: Eukaryota; Metazoa; Chordata; Aves; Galliformes; Numididae.
GACGCCGCUCUGAGGCUGGGCUCGGCGCGGCUCGGAGCCGCUGCCGCCGCCAUGGCGCUGCCCCCGCGGCGCGGCACCCGGCGCUGAGCGCUUCCCACGCCAUGGCCGGGGCCAUCGCGUCCCGCAUGAGCUUCAGCUCGCUCAAGCGGAAGCAGCCCAAGACCUUCACUGUGCGCAUCGUCACCAUGGACGCCGAGAUGGAGUUCAGCUGCGAGGUGAAGUGGAAAGGGAAGGACUUGUUUGACCUAGUAUGCAGAACACUAGGACUCCGAGAAACCUGGUUCUUCGGCCUGCAGUACACUAUCAAGGACACGGUGGCUUGGCUCAAAAUGGACAAGAAGGUUCUGGAUCAUGAUGUGCCAACAGAGGAGCCUGUCACCUUUCACUUCCUAGCCAAAUUUUAUCCUGAGAAUGCAGAGGAGGAGCUGGUCCAGGAAAUCACACAGCACUUGUUCUUCCUGCAGGUAAAGAAGCAGAUUUUGGAUGAGAAGAUCUACUGUCCUCCUGAAGCUUCUGUCCUGCUGGCCUCUUAUGCAGUCCAAGCCAAGUAUGGUGACUACGAUCCCAAUGUCCACAAGCGAGGCUUUCUGGCGCAGGAGGAGUUGCUUCCAAAGCGGGUAAUAAACCUGUACCAGAUGACUCCAGAGAUGUGGGAGGAGAGGAUUACAGCCUGGUAUGCAGAGCACCGAGGCAGAGCAAGAGAUGAAGCAGAAAUGGAGUAUUUGAAGAUAGCUCAGGACUUGGAGAUGUAUGGAGUGAACUAUUUUGCAAUUAGGAAUAAAAAGGGUACUGAACUGCUCCUUGGAGUCGAUGCCUUGGGUCUUCACAUUUAUGACCCAGACAACAGAUUGACCCCUAAAAUCUCCUUCCCGUGGAAUGAGAUCCGGAAUAUCUCCUACAGUGAUAAAGAGUUUACUAUUAAGCCAUUGGACAAAAAAAUCGAUGUGUUCAAAUUCAAUUCAUCAAAGCUGCGUGUGAAUAAGCUGAUUCUUCAGCUGUGUAUUGGAAACCACGAUCUCUUCAUGAGGAGGAGGAAGGCCGACUCGUUGGAGGUGCAGCAGAUGAAAGCACAGGCCAGGGAGGAGAAAGCCAGGAAGCAGAUGGAGCGACAGCGCCUGGCCCGAGAGAAGCAGAUGAGAGAAGAGGCUGAAAGGACAAGGGAUGAGCUGGAGAGAAGGCUGAUGCAAUUAAAGGAAGAAGCAACAAUGGCCAACGAGGCCCUGAUGAGGUCUGAAGAGACAGCUGACUUGCUGGCUGAGAAGGCUCAGAUCACAGAGGAGGAGGCCAAGCUCCUGGCUCAGAAAGCGGCAGAGGCUGAGCAAGAGAUGCAGCGAAUCAAAGCCACGGCCAUCAGGACGGAGGAGGAGAAGCGACUGAUGGAACAGAAGGUGCUAGAAGCAGAGAUGUUGGCACUGAAAAUGGCGGAGGAGUCGGAGAGGAGGGCAAAGGAGGCUGAUCAACUAAAGCAAGACCUUCAGGAGGCUCGAGAGUCUGAGCGGAGAGCAAAGCAGAAGCUUUUGGAGAUCACUAGCAAGUCGUCCUACACGUCCAUGAACUCCAGCACGACAGCACUGCCAACCGACCUGCCAAGCUUCAACCUCAUCAGCGAGAGCCUGUCCUUUGACUUCAAGGAUACGGACAUGAAGAGGCUGUCCAUGGAGAUCGAGAAAGAGAAGGUAGAGUAUAUGGAGAAAAGCAAGCACCUGCAGGAGCAGCUGAAUGAGCUGAAGACAGAAAUCGAGGCGCUGAAGCUGAAGGAGAGAGAGACAGCUCUGGAUAUAUUGCACAACGAGAAUGCCAGCCGAGGCAACAGCAAGCACAACACUAUUAAAAAGGUAUCAGAGGGCUCCACCUCAAGCCCAGGGCAGAAGACCUAUCUGCAUUUGAGACUUCAAAGUAGGUUAUUCCAAGGUACUCUGCGUGUGGUGAUGGGGUCACCGGCUGCAACACUAACCUGUGCAUGAGCUUGCCUGUUGAUGUCCACUACUCUCGCCAGCUCCCAUUGCUGCCACCCUCACAGCGUUCCUUGCAGUGUGACACCAGUGUCCCCAGCAUCUGCCCUUCCCUGCGUGGGAAGCCCUGCCCGGCUCUCGCUCCGUCGGUAGCAUUUGCAGCUUCUCCACAUUCAUUUUCACACCUGAUUCCCCACGCUGGGAAGCGUCUUUCUUGGCAGAAGUUGAGUUGGCAACAUCAGCGGGGGAGUGCAGGCAUAGAUUCUUAAAUAAUUAAACAAGCCUGGUUUUGCUCUGCUGCUUGUGGCUGGGAAUCUAUCGGAGGUGCAGGGUGGCCUUUGAAGAUUUCUUUAAUGAAGUAAAACGGGAUCUGCCCCCUUGUUUGCUGCAGAAAGAAAUUCGUGAGCUUAAAAAACCAAACCAAACAAAGCCCACAACAAACUCCAUCACUUCCUUCUCACUGCUGCUGCCAAAGCUGUUAUAACAGACUGAACAUUCGCACUUCUGUCUUGGAGUGGAGCAGCACGUGGAUGUGUGGCCCGUGUCUGCCUGUCUGGGAAGCAUCAGGGCAGCAGAAAGCUGGCAGCAGGGGACAGCCAGUGCCUGCAGGUAUGGCUUGGGGAGGAGUACGGCAAGGGGACAGCACACGGUGUUGGCUAGCACGGCACCUCAGGGCAGCUCUUCUCAGCCCUGGGCUCUCCUCUCCUGCCAGCUGUCCCCAGCCCUGAGAAAUAACAGCCAUUAGGAAUAGAAAAGGUUUCCCGUGUCUUUCCCAGGGAACAGGGUUAUUCCCUGCAGGCCGUGCUCGUGGACACCAGCCCUUUUUGGAUGACUCAGAUAGCACUUCUGGCAUCGCCUCUGGGGAGAUAGCUUUGGGGCUUGCGUGUUCACUGAGUAGUUGUCUCCUCCAACAGCCCUGUGCUAGAAGCUCCUGCUAGAAGCCUGCAGAGUUCACCCUGUGUGGGACAGGAGCAGGGAGACAGGCACGGUGUGACACGUCAGCCUGACGGGAGCCGCUAGUGAAUUGCUGUUGUGAGCCAGCUGAAUCCCAAGGGUGGCCCUGCCCUGCUGCUGUGUGCCUCGUCCCCUGCCUCUGUUGCACGCUGCUCCUUUCUGCUCUGUCAGUGCCACAUCUCUGCUUCACAGAGCUGGCUGUGCUCCGAGGAGCAGCCUUGGGUGGCAGGCUGAGCCAGGAGCUCGUGUGCCCGGAGGGAAGAUGUGUUUGGGGAAGCUGCUUUGCUCUUUCCAUGACUGUGGUCUUGCGUGCACGCACAGACCAGCAAGUUUUGAGUUGUAGCACUGAAGGAGGAAGCAAUGCAGGCACUACAGUGAUGGCAAACUCGGCUGCAAAAAAACCUUUGUUAAAAGUUUGAGGGCUGGCAGAGCCCUGGCCUUGGAGCAGUUCUGCAGCACCUCUGGAGCUCUGUAGCAGAUGCAGGAACACGCUUCAGAUGCCGCCUUCUCCCCAGCACAUGACCAGAAGUGAUCAGCACAGGUCGGUGCCGUUUUGGGACGGCAGGGCAGUGCUCUGUGUCAGUCACUGUUGCUCCAGGGCUGUGCUGGUGUUCCCACGCCAGGCUGUUCUUACCACCCGGCAUCUCCUUUGGGAGGAAAAAAAGGUGGAAAAAGCCAAAAGCAAGGGGUGAGCCCACAGGGCUGGUCCACACGGAGAUGUCAGCAGUCCCCGUGGGGCUGUUUGCCUGUUGACACCCGCUGUCCCUUACCCAUUGCUUUGAGGAGCUCUGAGCUCUCAAACCUUGAAUUUGGUGCCUUGAAUUUGGUGAAAUCCACCUGUGCCCCGUGACACGGAGGGGAACUGAACCUCCAGUGAUCUGAGAAGGAAGUCACCCAGCAGCUGAGUGGGACGCAGUGCUGGGGAGGAGCCCCCAUAAUGAAACCAGGCACCCAGCGAGCACUGCAUUGUGACCUCUGGGUUUCGUUGCCUGCCUUUGAAGAUGCCUGCUAAGUUCUUCAUGUUUAAUUACGUGGUUAACAUGCUAAUCCUGUUUUACGAGCUCCGUGGGCACAGCACAAGCACCUCAUCUGGAAACUGAUUUCUCUGUAGCGCCGUGGGCUGGCGC